Penaeus chinensis is the source of this 7195-nucleotide messenger RNA. RefSeq names its product cadherin-23-like. The transcript has 33 exons. Lineage: Eukaryota; Metazoa; Arthropoda; Malacostraca; Decapoda; Penaeidae. Gene Ontology annotation, molecular function: cadherin binding; calcium ion binding. Gene Ontology annotation, cellular component: catenin complex; plasma membrane. Gene Ontology annotation, biological process: homophilic cell-cell adhesion. Bases 1 to 6096 code for a protein of 2031 amino acids. The record is from RefSeq and is a predicted model, not a curated record.
AUGCGUGUGGCGGCGAGGUGCGAGCGCCCCGCAGGGUCGCUGGGGCGCGGUGUGCCACAGGGUGCCAGUGUAGACGAGUGUCGGGCGCGCGAUCGGCGGUGUGGCACUGUUGCUGUCAUGACGGAACACGAGCAGUGCCGAUUGGACGUGGGCGUGAGGCACGCCAGACAGAGGACAGGAGGGCCCCGUGGCGAGGGCGCGCAGUUAUUGUGUAGUGCAGGAAAGUGUCAACCUGGAGGGCCGUUAAUCAAAAGCUCACUCACUCACCGCGCUCAAGGAGGACACGGCGCGGAUGCUCACACUCAAGCCGUGAUACUCGACCCCCCUCAAAGAGGAAGGGCGAAGGGCGGCGCCCUCCGCCUCCCCCUCUCCGCGUCCACCCGCUGGAACUGCCGUCGGACUACCUCAUGGGUGUGCCAAAGGGCGUGGCGAGGGUGGUGGUGGAGCGCCGCCAUGCUACUGCUGGCGCUGCUGGGAGCGACGGCGCCCCUGGCAGCGGCCAACACGCCCCCCAGGUUCGUGCUGGACGGCCAGAGCGAGAUCGUCGUGAGACUGACGGAGGGAGAGGCGACGCCUGUCGGUUCGAAGAUCACCACCCUCAGAGGCUACGACCCCGACGGCGACGCCCUGACCUUCGGCGUGCGGGGCGUCGAGGGGCGCGAGCUGCUCCGGAUCGAGCCCAACGGCGCCACGGAGGCCAAUGUGUACCUUAGGAAACCGCUGGACAGGGAGAUCAAGGACGAGUACACCGUCGUCCUCACGCUGACGGACGACAAGCUCGGCGACGGCCAGUUCAUCACGCAGUCCAUGCUCGUGCUCGUCGAGGACAUCAACGACAACGAGCCCGUGUUCCGGCCGUACGAGUCGUCGCUGGCGGUGGACGAGAACGCGCCGCCGAAGGUGCUGGCGACGCUGCUGGCGACGGACCAGGACGAGGGGCCCUUCGGACAGGUGAUCUACCGGCUGGACGCGGACUCCGAGAGCGACGCGGAGAAGUUCACCGUCAACACGGUGGACGGCAAGGGCGUGCUCAGGCUCGUCGGGGACCUCGACUACGAGAGGAAGUCGCUCUAUCAGCUGAGGGUGCUGGCGGUGGACCGGGCCAUCAGCGGUCGCGUGAACACGGGCACGGCGGCCAUCGUGGUGCGCGUGCAGGACGUCGAGGACCAGCCGCCGCAGUUCAUCCAAGCGCCGCCCGUCACCCGCAUCCCCGAGGACAUCCCAGUCAAUUCCGGGGUCCUCGAAGUGCGCGCUGUGGACGGCGACCGCGGCGUCAACAACCGCAUCACCUACUCCAUCCUGGACGGCGACAAGGGCCUCUUCGAGCUGGACCGGGACUCGGGCGUGCUCUACGUCAAGAGGCCGCUGGACCGGGAGAGCCCCCUUUCCAACAACGGCGCCUUCAUCAUCAAGAUCCAGGCGCAGGAGGACAGCGCCGUGGUGGACCCUCCUCCCACCAUGACGACGGAGGUGACGGUGCUCCUCGAGGACGUGAACGACGAGACGCCCACCUUCAAGGCCGCCCACUACGUCGCCGAGAUCGCGGAGGGCGCCCAGUUCAACAGCCCGGUCAACCUGAUAGGGGACGCCAUUCCCGAGGUGUACGACCACGACCAGGGCAACAACGGCACCUUCAGGAUGUUCCUCGGCGGCGACGGUGGCAUGUUCGACAUCACGCCGCCCGAGGGGGUCAACUUCGCUUCCUUCCUCAUCCGCGUCAAGAACCCAGCGCUGCUCGACUACGAGAAGGUCAAAGUGGUGAACUUCACGGUGGUGGCGCGGGAGACGGUGGCCGAGGACCCCAAGUCGUCGUCCGCCUUCGUCACCGUCUACAUCCGGGACACCAACGACAACUUCCCCGUGUUCUCCGAGGAUCAGUACGAGGUCCUGAUUCCCGAAGACGCGGGCGUGGGCGCGACGGUGGCGUGGGUGCAGGCGACCGACGACGACAGCGGCGACUACGGUACGCAGGGCAUCAGAUACACCGACCUCCGGGGGGCGCUGGCCAGCAAACUGGAGCUGAACUCGAUCACGGGCGCCAUCACCCUGAAGGAGUCCGGCGCGCUGGACAGAGAGAGCCUCUCCGAGCACUACCUGACGGUGGAGGCGCGCGACGACCUCGGCAAGGGCAACAGGAACACGGUGGUAGUGAAGGUGAUGGUGGAGGACGUGAACGACCACCCGCCCGUGUUCCUGCAGUCGCGCUACGAGGCCAGGCUCUUCGAGAACGCCCACGCCUUCCCCGAGCCGUUCUUCGUCACCGCCCGCGAUGACGACCUCAAUGGCACGAUGAACCACGAGGUGCGCUACAGCAUCCUGAGCGGCGACCCGAAGGGAAACUUCAGCAUCGACGCCACGACGGGCGCCCUCGCGCCCUCGGCGCCGCUCGACUUCGAGGCCAUCGACCAGGAGGGCGACAUCCGCUUCUUCAAUCUCACCGUUCGGGCGUAUGACCUGGGCGAGCGCCCCCUGAGCAGCGAGGUCCUCGUGGUGGUGUACGUGGUCGACCAGAACGACCACGCCCCGCAGUUCGACCGCGCCCUUUACAGGAAGGCCAUCCCCGAGGACACGCCACCAGGAACCUCCGUCACGCAGGUGUUCGCGUGGGACAACGACGGCUCCUCGGUGAACAAGAAGGUCGUAUUCAGGAUCCAGCACGGAGCGCAGGACAAGUUCGUGAUGGAGGCGGACACGGGCGUGAUCUCGGUGGCCCAGGGCGCGCUGCUCGACCCCGACAGGACCGAGCCCAGGGCCACCACCUACGUCCUGGAGGUGAUCGCCCUGGACGGGGGCAUCGGCAACGCGCAGCUCCAAGCUAGGACUGUGGUCAAUAUCACCAUUCUGGAUGUCAAUAACAAGCCCCCAGUCUUUGUGGAUCCGGGAACCGUCAGGGUGUUUGAGAACGAAGAGUCCGGUUUCUACGUGCAUCGGGUCGAGGCAGUGGACCUCGACGCGCGGCCCAAACUGCGCUACUCCAUCGAUGCCCUCAACUCGGAGGCCAGGAACGAGGAAGGCGUCAUUGUUAAGCCCACGGAGUACAACUACGCCGAUGCCUUCGAGAUCAGCGAGGUGGAGGGACUGAUCCGGACGGCCAGUCAGCUCGACCGAGAGAAGAUCGAGGUCAUACGACUGGCCCUGAUUUGCGAGGACCAGGCGGCGGCCACGCAGAAGCAGACCGCAACGGCGACGCUUACCAUACAGGUCCAGGACAUUAAUGACAACGACCCCAAGUUUCGGAAGUCGUUCUACAGGAGGAGCGUGGCCGAGAACGCCAAGACGGGGACCACGAUCGCCAAUGUCGUGGCCGAUGACGUGGACAAGAACCGCACCAUCACCUACUCGCUGCAUGGACCUCCAACAAUCCUGUCUCUCAUCAACCUGGAUCACGAGACCGGCGAGAUCGUCGUAGUUGACCGAGUCGACCGAGAGGUGUCUUCCUGGCUCAACUUCUCUGUGGAAGCGACCGACUCGGGUGUUCCUCCUCGGUCCAGUUUCGUUGAUGUCCUUGUCCAGGUGAUCGACGAAAACGACAACAACCCCGUGUUCGUGAACCCCCCGACCAACCUGACUAUCCGCGAAGACGCUCCUCCGGGAACUCAGGUCGCCGUCGUGACCGCCGUCGACCCCGACUCCGAUGACUAUGGCCAGGUCACCUACCUCCUCGACAGGAAGUCCUCCGAUGGGAAGUUCAAGAUUGAUCCAGAUACUGGUGUCAUUACUGUUGCUUCUCCACUGAAUCGUGAAGAAAUGGGCUCCUUUACUCUCCUCAUUGAAGCCUGGGACAAUUACCAAUUUGGUUAUUCCACUGGAGAAUCAAGAAAUGCAUUUAUGCAAAUUGGGGUCACAGUAGCAGACAUCAAUGAUGAAGCACCAGUAUUUGAGGGACGUGAAGGAUGCACAAUGAUCACAGAAUUCCACGAAGCAAGAGAGACUGUUACUGUUGUGAGGGCUACUGAUGGUGAUGACCCAACCUCUCCCAAUGGAAGGAUUCUGUUCACCAUUGAGGGUGGAAAUGAAAAAGGUCUCUUUGAUUUGCGGAUGAUAGAUCAAACAGCUGCUCAAGUAUUUGCUGCCAAACCACUUGUAGGACAGUAUGGGAACUACUCCUUAAUAGUGCAGGCACAAGACAGAGGCUUCCCCCCAAACUCAGUCAUGUCAAAAGUUGAUGUCUGUGUGACUGAUUUUAACGAUCACGCUCCGCUCUUUGUCUCUCCUUCAGUCAACCUGACUAUUCGUGUUCCUGAGAAUGCAACAGUCGGGAGUCUAGUCAUACAGGUGAGGGCCACAGAUGAAGAUAUUGGAAUCAAUGGAGCAGUGAGGUACAGGAUUCUGAAGGAUGCUCUUGGUGACUGGCAAACUUUCAGCAUCGAUGAAAUAACAGGUGCUGUUCUCCUGCAAAAGCCACUGGACAGAGAGAGACAAAAAAUAUAUGAGAUUCGUGUUGAAGCCUAUGACCAAGGAGUACCAGCACCUCUUUCGAGUGAUCUUGAUCUUACAAUCUAUGUCCGAAAUAUUAAUGAUUUCGAACCACAGUUCCUAAAAGACCAAAUGAUAGUGAAUUUUACAGAACACAAGACACCUGGAUCAGAGAGAACUAAGUUGAUUGACACGGUAGAUUUGGAUGAUGUUGAUGAAGACAAUGGUGCCCAUGUUUGCUAUUUCAUUGUUGGAGGAGAUGAAUACUCAACCUUUAGCUUGGACAGAAUAUCUCAUGAACUCAUGACCAUGAAGGAGUUAGACCGUGAGGCGGAGGACCACUACACACUUCUCGUCAAAGCCACCGAGGACUGCCUCACUCUGCCCGAACCUGUGGCUUUCUUUGACCCCAGGGAUGACACUCUGCUCAAGGUCCAUGUCUUUGUUAAUGACAUCAAUGACAAUCCCCCAAAGUUCACAAGGGAAGUCUUCACGGGGGGUAUUACCACAGAGUCUCACUUUGGUGCGGAGAUCAUGAAAAUAACGGCUAUUGAUCCAGAUUCGAGUGAGAACAGCCGCUUGAGGUACUACAUGGACGGCAGGGUGCAAGAGACCCUCUCCGAGAACCUGGAUAAUAUCCGCAGAUCUCCCUUUGUUGUCGACCCCGUUUCAGGCAUUGUUAAAUUGAAUUUCGAUCCUCAGAAAGGAAUGAAAGGAUAUUUUGAUUUCAAGGUUUAUGUUAAUGAUAGCAGUGGGUAUGCAGACAGAGCAAGAGUGUUUAUUUACCUUUUACGAGAAGAUCAGAGAGUGAGGUUCAUCUUGAGGCAGUCCCCUGAGGAGGUGCGAGAACAAGUUGAAUACUUCAGGGAUUAUCUUGGGAAUGUCACAGGAGCCAUCGUUAACGUUGAUGAUUUCCGUGUUCACGAAAAUCAUGAUGGGACAGUGGACAAGACCAAGACUGACUUGUAUCUCCAUCUUGUUGAUAGAAAAGACAAUUCUGUAUUAGAAGUCAAGCAGGUUCUGGCCAUGAUCGAUGAAAAUGUCGAGUAUCUUGAUAAUCUCUUCAAGGAAUUAAAUGUGUUGGACACUCAGCGUGCAGAACUGAUAACUGCUGGCGUUGCGGAGGACAACCUGCUUUUCCUGUGGCUGGUUGGCGUCAUAGUCUUCCUUACCCUGCUCCUGGUCUUGACCAUUGCGCUCUGCCUGUCACAGCGAGCACGCUACUCCAGGCAGCUCAAGGCAGCCACAGCAACUGCCUUUGGAGAAUGUUCCCACGAGCCCGGCCUCAAUAGGUCAUCCACAGUUCCUAACACCAACAUCCACAGUGUUGAAGGCAGCAACCCCAUCUGGAUGUCUGGGUUUGAUAAUGAUUGGUAUAAAGAUGAAGACUCACUGAGGUACCAACAAUUUGUCCAUCAAAGUGAGGGAAAUGACAGUCUGGACGACAAUGCUGUAGACACAUCCCUCUCACCAAGGGGAGACCGAGAUAUGCCAUAUAUUACUCACAGCAGUGUUCCCAACCCAUUAUCAAGGGAAUCGAGUACAGUGGGUUCCAACGCUCAGCUUACGAACCAUGAACAUCAUAACAUCAAUGACACCUACCGAGCCAACCUUUACCAAACCUUCCAUAAGAUUGGAAAUCCCCUGGUUGACAAAAAGUUGGAAACAACUGAACUUUGAUGUGUGAAGAAUCAGGAAAUGCAUGAUGAAGAAGGGGAACUGAAGAAGACAAAUCAGUGAAAAGAAAAAAAACAAACCAAAAAAGGUCAUGAUGGACGAUCAAUAAAGAAAAGACUAAAAUACUAUCUGGAACAUCAGUAUUAAUUUUUUUUUAAUGAAAUUGCCAGAAAAAGGUAAAUAUUCCUGGAGAAAAUAAAUCCUAAUAAUAAUAAUUAUUAUAAUAACUUUAGUACAUGAUGGGAAUGAUAGAAAAAAUGUCCAUUUCUGUGAUUGUCCUUCUGUAUAUGCAGAACUACCCUAUUAUGACUUGAAACAAAAAAAUGUGAAUGCAAAGAUAUGAGUGUGAAUGCGUGUGAAAUCCCUGAUAUGGACCUUGAGUGGAUAAUACUCCCCACCGCUUUUCACUCUAACCGAAAUAUAGACUUUACAGUGCUCAGAGAAACACAAAAAUAAUCAGAGGCCUUUGAAGUAUGUGUAAGAAAAAAAAAAAAAACUAAAUGAAUAUACAUUGCUUUGUAAGGUUUCAGAGCAGUUCAAAAUAUUUGUUUUAAUCUCAAAAUGUGAGUUGAAAAAAUGUCUAUGAUUUAUCGUUUUUACAGAAUCUCCACAUUUAAUUUCCAACAAAAUAUCUUUGUUACCUUUUAUUUACUACCUAUAAUAAGAUGUUAUUCAUAUCUACAGAUGAGUCAUAUGUGAUAUUUUUUUUAAUGAAAUGCAUUAUAUAAAAAAAUCACCUUAUAUAUACUUUUCCAGCAUACAGUUUUUAUAUUUCAAUGUCAACUUACAAAUAUAUGCCAGUGUCUUGCUUUUUAUAUUUUAUACUGUAUGUUUUAGUCAAGAUUAUCUUAGUUUUUGAAGAAAACUAAGUUUCAUUCUUAACAUUUCAUUCAUCAAGAAAUACAACGAUUGUUGCUGCAUUUUCUCAGAAUAAAUGUGUGUAUAGAUUUGUAAUAUAGAAAUAUGUUUAUAGAUAUGUAGAAAGUAAGAUUUGUAUUGACCAGUGUGUAAUUAGUCAUUAUGAUAUUUUUAUUUACAAGAUUUGAUACAACGAAUAAUUUUAGGAGAGUAUUGUGACUGUAAAAUAAAGUGUAUUGUAUUU